This is a messenger RNA of Cercocebus atys (sooty mangabey), 1403 nucleotides long. Its product is annotated as zinc finger protein 239-like. Gene Ontology annotation, biological process: regulation of transcription by RNA polymerase II. The record is from RefSeq and is a predicted model, not a curated record. Lineage: Eukaryota; Metazoa; Chordata; Mammalia; Primates; Cercopithecidae. Gene Ontology annotation, molecular function: RNA polymerase II cis-regulatory region sequence-specific DNA binding; DNA-binding transcription factor activity, RNA polymerase II-specific.
AUGAGCCUCAGAGUGCAACGAUGGUGGAAACUUGUCCUCUAUUCGAAACUUGAAACUCCACCUUUCGGAGCGAAUGCACGCGGACGUCACCAGUGUGGAAGUGCUUUAAGCUGUGACAAGGGAUUUCCUGCAGCUCAAGGAGCCAGUAGUGAGAAACCCCACGCAUGCACCAAGUGUGGGAAAGCCUUCUCCUGCAGAUCGGCCCUCAUGGUGCAUCACGGGGUCCACACGGGGGAGAAAUCCUUUGCGUGCAGUGAACGGGGGCGUGGUUCCAGGGAGAAAGUUUGCCCCGACAAACAGGGAACUCAAACAAAGGAGAAACCCGGUAGAGACGGCAGAAGGGGUAAAACGAUCUUCCAGAAGACCCGCCUCUGUGUCCCGGGGACAGUUCACGCGGGAGGAAAGCCUUACAGGUGUUCCGAGUGCGAGAAAACCUCCCACAAGUCGCGCCUCAUCAAGCACCGUAGCUCCCACACUGGGGUGAAGCCCUACGGCUGCAGGGAAUGUGGGCGGUCCUUCUCCCGGAAAUCGUGUCUCCUCAUCCACGCCAGAAUCCACGCGGGGGAGGAGCCCUACGGCUGCAGGGAAUGCGGGCCGUCCUUCUCCCGGAAAUCGUGUCUCCUCAUCCACGCCAGAAUCCACGCGGGGGAGAAGCCCUACGGCUGCAGGGAAUGCGGGCGGCCCUUCUCCCGGAAAUCGUGUCUCCUCAUCCACGCCAGAAUCCACGCGGGGGAGAAGCCCUACGGCGGCAGGGAAUGCGGGCGGUCCUUCUCCCGGAAAUCGUGUCUCCUCAUCCACGCCAGAAUCCACACGGGGGAGAAGCGGUACGGCUGCGGCGACUGCGGAAAGGCCUUUUUCCAGAAGUCCUACCUCAUCUUGCAUCGGAGGACUCACACCAGGGGAAGCCCCAUGGCUGCGCCGAGUGCGGGAACGCCUCCUCCUAGAACUCCUGCCUCCUGCCGCACAGGCGGACCCACAUGGGGAGGAAACCGUACCAGUGCUCCAGCUGCGGGAAGACCUUCUCCCAGAACUCCUGCCUCCUGCUGCGCAGGCGGACCCACAUGGGGAGGAAACUACCAGUGCUCCGACUGCGGGAAGACCUUCUCCCAGAAGGCGAACCUUAUCCGCCAUCACUGGAUCCACACGAGGGAGAAGCUGCACGGGUGAAGAGGCCGCGGGGUCAUCACAGAGUCACAGCACGAGGUUGCCGAGCCUCUAGGAAGGACAUCCCCAGGGAGACAGCCCUCAAUCGAAACCCGACGCCCUCCUAGGCAGAGGUCCCAUAUCGGGAUGACAUUCUACCACUUUGGAGGCUUAAGAAAAGCAUGGUCAACCUGGCGUGGUGGCUCAUGCCUGUAAUCCCACCACUUUGGGACACUGAGGCGGGUGGAUCACCUGAGGUC